AUGACGGUGACAAAGCUUAGUACUCUUCGUAUCGCAUCAGCCUCGGGAUCGGUGACAGACCGACGCCAUGGAUUCGCGGAACUGGCCCGAGAAGAAGAUCUUCACUUCAUCGUGGGAGACUGGAUGUCCGAGUAUAACAUGACAACCCGGGGAGGAGCAAAAGUGAAACAAAAUGAGGAAUCGUCGGAAUUCGAAACUUCGUUCAUGGAAUCGAUCGAACCCGCAUUAGAUAGUAUCUCCGCGCGAAAGGUCAAAGUUGCUGUGAAUGCGGGAGCCAGUGACACGAAAAAGCUCCAUGAUAUUCUUGUUCAGACUAUACACGACAAAGGUCUCGACCUCAAGGUUGCUUGGGUUGAAGGUGACGAGGUUUCCGAUCUUCUUCAGCAGGCCAUCAAAGCGGGCGAAGAAUUUACCAACCUCACAACUGGGCAAAAACUGUCUGACUGGGAGUUCGAUCCAAUCUACGCCCAAUGUUAUCUUGGGGCAUGGGGCAUCGUUGAGGCCUUAAACCAGGGAGCCGACAUUGUCCUUUGUGGAAGAGUGACAGAUGCUUCUCCUACGAUUGCCUGCGCGGCUUACCACUACCAGUGGAGCAGACAAGAUUUCGAUCAGCUCGCUCAUGCUUUUGUGGCUGGACAUUUCCUCGAAUGCUCUACAUAUGUCACCGGUGGUAACUUUUCCGGCUUCAAAUCCCUGCCUGGUGUUGGGGUUGACAUUGGCUUCCCGGUCGCUGAGAUAAAUCCGGGAGGUGAUUUUGUUGUAACGAUACAGAAAGGCAAAGACGGCAUGGUUACCGAAGAUACUUGCAAGGCUCAACUCCUAUACGAAAUUCAAGGGCCCCUCUACUACAAUCCUGAUGUCGUGGCUAUAUUGGAUGAUAUAGUCAUCAAGGAAGAGGGCACCAAUCGUGUUCAUGUCUCAAAUGUCAAGAGUAUCAAACCGCCCCCGACAACAAAAGUUGGCAUUACUGCACUCGGUGGUUUCCAAGCCGAGGUCCACUACUUCCUUUGCGGCUUAGACAUUGAAGAGAAGGCCGCACUGCUUGAAAGGCAGGUCCGUCAUCUCCUUGACGAAUCGCUCUACCAUACUCUGGUCUUCCGAACGAGCGGAUCCUGCGCAUCUGAUCCUUCCAGUCAAGAUGCAGCGACGGUGGACGUGCGAAUCUUUGCUCAAUCACGUUCCGAAAGUGCUCUCGCCACAGAGAAGUUCUUCCGACCUUGCACAGACACAAUUAUGCAGAGCUACCCAGGAGCAACAUUUGCCGUGGAUGCUCGCCAGGGAGUUCCAAAGCCUUACUACGAGUAUUUCGUUUCUAUCUUUCCACAAGAUCGGAUGCGUCAUGUUUGCCAUACUCCAUUCAACAACAAACAAAUAACAAUACCAUCUCCGUCGGAUACUGUUCCAUUUGCUUAUGAGCAAUCGUCAUACGAGACGAAGGCUCCAUUUGAUCUAGAUGUGUUUGGUCCUACUACCCGCGCACCACUGGGCUACGUGGUUCACGCUCGAUCUGGUGAUAAAGGAUCCGAUGCAAAUGUAGGCUUCUUUGUUCGCCAUGCUGAUGAAUGGGAUUGGCUGCGGACUGUUCUUACAGUCGACAAAAUCCGAGGAUUGCUCGGUAAAGAUGACGUGGGAAACAAAAUCUUCCGCUUCGAAUUGCGAAAUAUCUGGGCUGUUCAUUUCCUUUUGAAGGAUCACUUGGAUCGCGGCGUGGCAUCGAGUUCCACGUACGACGUGCUAGGCAAGAAUGUAGCGGAAUACCUUCGGUGUAAAUAUGUCGACAUUCCUGACAAGUUCCUAGCCCGCGGAAGGAUUUGA
Messenger RNA from Penicillium expansum, 1815 nucleotides. RefSeq names its product acyclic terpene utilization AtuA family protein. The record is from RefSeq and is a predicted model, not a curated record. The coding region runs from base 1 to 1815 and encodes 604 amino acids. The transcript has 4 exons. Lineage: Eukaryota; Fungi; Ascomycota; Eurotiomycetes; Eurotiales; Aspergillaceae.